Messenger RNA from Talaromyces marneffei, 2070 nucleotides. RefSeq lists its product as uncharacterized. The transcript has 5 exons. The record is from RefSeq and is a predicted model, not a curated record. Lineage: Eukaryota; Fungi; Ascomycota; Eurotiomycetes; Eurotiales; Trichocomaceae. Bases 1 to 2070 code for a protein of 689 amino acids.
AUGGAUGCCAAGACGGCCUCGGUCGCAUACGACGACAGCCUGCGUGCUGCCCACUCCAAAGAUCAUUCGUACGAACAUGUCUUUACGACCUUUGCGACGCCUCCUCAGCAGCCUCCAUUCGUUCAAUCAAUAUCUCUGAAUCAAGAUGAACCGCCCCCCAAAAAUGAAGUUAACGACGAUGAUAAGGCCAAAAUGUCGCCACAGCAGAAAACCGGCAACUCACGAUCGCCUCUGUUCUGGGUCAAUUCAGACCCGCAGACAGUGCAAAAAGGAUCUAGAGAGGAAACGCUGAAGCGCAUUCGAUCGCAUGUGAUGUCCGAGCACAACCGCAAGAAACGAUUGGAAAACACACGACGGUACAAUAAGAGCAAGACAUGGAAGAAUCUCGCAUAUCGACCCGAGUCCAUGGCGGCAUCGAAGUUUUCUCGUGCGAUUGAGUCCUCGAUACCUUCGCCGUCCUCGUCUUCGACGUCUGAUAGAUCCAGUUCAAAGAGCUCGUCAUCUCCAGAGAUUCGAGAAACCUCGCCACCGGACAGCUUCAAGAUACCAAAGAGUACGGGUUCAAUGGCAUCGGAAACCCUUAUAUCAUUGUUGGCACCCCAAGACUCGACGCAAGACUGGACGCAAGAAUCGCCGCAAGAUCAACAAAUAUCAGUCAUCAGGAAGCACGAGACAAGUAGUGUACCUGCUGCGCCUUAUGUAGGUACAGACGAUGUACUAGAUCCGUUUCAAGCGACUCAAAUACGACUUUCAUCGGCGCAAUAUCAACAUUUAAAAUUCUUCCUGUACGACCUUGUCCCGCAAGCAGCACCAUUUAUGAACCACGGUGUGGCAAAGUUGCGCAAGCACUGGAUCUCGCUCGCACAAUCAAGCCCAUCCGUGCUAUAUGCUUGUAUCACCUCGGCAGUUACGAAUAAGUCGUUGAUGACCGGGGAUUUCUUCGCCGAUCCGGCCACACAGCGAAAUAGUCUUUUGAUCCUCGACCGACUACGGAAUCGCGGGGAGACGAUUAGUUUGAUCAAUCGAGAUCUGUCAUCCGUGCCGUCGGCUACGAGUGAUGCGUGCAUUUCCGCUGUUUCUCUACUGAUAUCUGUAGAGGUCACUGGAAGCAAUCCUCAAGAUAUUGCUCCUCAUCUCCAUGGGUUACGAAAGAUGGUUUCUCUGCGCAAAAACUUUGCAGACAUUAAUAAAUCAGUGCGGUCGCAAGUCGAAUGGAACGACAUUCGAUCCGCAUGCAAAACCAUGACAAAACCCUUCUUCCCAUUCAUCCGCUACACCAUGCCAUCUCAUACACCACCAGAAGUCAGCGUCAAAAAUGCAGGCAAACUGGCGUCUGCCUUGCGCCUCCUCGACCAGAUUCCAGGUGUAUUUGGCGUCGAAAUGUGCCGCACAAUCGACGAUCUCACCUCCCUAACUCUAUACGCCGAAAUCUUCAAACUCCAACCAAAACUCGCCGCGAUCCUCUUCGACGAAGAAAUCGAAGAAUACUUUAACAAUGAAGUCCUCUACACAGAAUACUGUCUCGUCAACGACCGAUGGAUCACCACCCCACCCUCAUCAGCCCCUAAUAUUAAUGCCUCCCCGGAUACCCCGAUACACAGACUCCGCGGCGACGACACAAUCGAAGGCGCCGUCCGACUCGCCAGUCUCCUAUUCCACAACACAACGAUAUGGCCCUUCUACCCAGCCAUCGCCCCCCUUUUCCCUCUACCAAUAUUCUGCCUCGAAACUGCCCUGCGCAACGGCAUCGCAGCAGGCACAUAUACCUUCCUCCCGGACCUCCUCAUAUGGCUCUUAUUCAUCGGCGCAACCGCCGGAAAAUACCUCCCCACGGCGCGGGCAUGGUUCAUGGACGAACUCGCCAAAGCCGUGGACGCAUAUAACUCGACCAAUAUUAAUGAAUUUUAUAUAAAUAACAACAACAAUAACGAAUACAAAACAACAAGUCCGCCACAGCUCCUGACCACAGUGGACAAUUUCAGGGAUCUGUUGGCGGGUUACUUUUAUGUUGAUCGAUGCUAUAUGGCGGAUGUGUCGGAGAUAUGGAUGACUUUGAUGGCUAGGCGGUAG